GUGGAACAAGCACCAUCGCGCACACGCACGUGCACUGUAGAGGUGGGAGUGGAUGCUGGUGUAGCUGCUGGAAGCCGGGAUGGGAUAAUCAUGCGUGUCUGGCUCCGGGCGUUGAUGCAGCUGCUGGAUCCGGACUGGACUCGGGGCGCAGGGUGGGUCUAGUCCCCGACUGGAGCGAUCUGGACCUCAUGUCGAUGGUAUCAAGCAUUCCCACAACGACGAGGGCGAUGGCCGUGAUAGGAGUCGGUGCAUCUCUUUGAGACGUCCAGGCAAGAGAAAUCGACCGUUUUUCGCGGAUGGAGGGCAGGAUUGGCCGGCAUUAAAACGCAGCCCCUGGGUUUUGGAAUAACUUGGAGAAAGCGAAGAGAGGAUACCGAGGCAUCCCUUAAGGCACAUUGCGGGAGCCUAUCACUUUUUUCUUUAUGUUCUUCUUCAAGUGGGAUAGAGAUAGACACGCACCUGGAAGAACAGCUCACUUUUGCAUCAGUAAUUAGAAGCGGACUGCCUCCUCGAAGCCGCGUCCGACCGAACGACCGACCGUGGUGGUGGUUGGGUUGGGUGGAGGAGGAGGGGGCUCCUUGGAUGGAGAGGGCGCAGUGAAGGGCUGCGAGAGCGACUUGUCGGGUGUAGGACGAAACCGGGGUGGGGGGGGGGGGAGGUGGGGGGAAGAGACCGGGCGGUUUGAAGGCACGGGGAGCCAGGAGAGGCGCGGCGGCUCCAUGAGCGGCUCGUGUCGGGAGAGAGCGCCCAGAGCCCAGCCGGAGCGUCUCCACCGCCGCGGGUAGAACCCCGCGCCACAGGAACGGCGGCCAGUUCGGAAGUUUUGAUGCAUAUGAUCACAACCACCAUGAUUUUUAUGAUUCUCGGUGCUUCAGUUGUAAUGGCGAUAGCCUGUUUAAUGGACAUGAACGCACUACUGGAUCGCUUUCACAACUACAUCUUACCGCAUCUACGAGGGGAGGAUCGCGUCUGUCACUGCAACUGUGGGAGGCAUCACGUCCACUAUGUAAUCCCAUACGACGGGGACCAUUCCUUGGUGGACUCGUCAGAGAACUACUUUGUGAGUGACAGUGUGACAAAGCAGGAGAUGGACUUGAUGCUGGGGCUGCUGCUGGGCUUCUGCAUCAGCUGGCUGCUGCUGUGGCUAGACGGAGUCCUACACUGCGCCGUCAGGGCCUGGAGGGCGAGCCGCUACUACGAUACCCCGUCCUGGUCUUGGCUGCCCCAGUUCUGCAACCUCCGAGACCUCCGUCGCCGAGCCCAGCUCAGACAGCUGGAAGACUCCAGCGGCAACAUGGUCCACAUCAAGCAGAAGCUGUACCACAACGGCCACCCUAGUCCCCGCCACCUCUGACUCUAAAAGGCAGAUAUGAUACAAAAAAUAACCCAGACCCCCUGCCCCGGUACCCCUCCUCUCCUCUCCAAAACCUCUCACCCCUUCCCAAAACUGCCCCUUGGCCAACUGUUGCCUCAAAGACCCUGGAAAACUGCCCUCCCACUGUUGAUGGCCUCCUAAAACCCCCAUGACGGGACUUUCGUAGGACUCAACCCGGCCCCCCCGUCAGCACUAAAAGAUACAAAAAUAAAAAGAUGAAUCCCAAAAUGGAGCAAGACAACGAUUAUUUGCUGCCACUGAAAUCUUGUUUUAUGUCCAUGUCCACCAGUGGGAGGAGGAAGAAAAAAAAGUACAUUUUUAAAGGUGUUUUUUCUGUAUAGAGACAUUUUCUGUGUUCAUUGUUAAACUUGGCAUGCUCUUUUAGAACAGGGUAAGAUGUGGGCAGUGUAUGGAACGGAGCAGCAAGACGGGUGUCAUGAUAUAUAUUUUUUUUCACUAUCGGGUGGGAGUGGGACUUUGUUGUGGUGGGAAGGGACGAAUGAGACUGCUGGGUGGGUGGGUUUUUGUGAUGGUUAGAUUGCUGCUUCUGUAAAUAGUUAUACAUACAGGCCAAAUGGAUUUAAGUCUUUAGAAAGGGGGUGGGUAGGGGGAUUUUCGUGCAAGUCGUUUGUCCACAGAGAAGCAGACGGUGGACUGUGUGGUCAGAGAUUAGAAGAAUGGAACGAAAAAAGACGAGUCUGUUUGAAAACUGGAUGUGAAACCAUGUGAUUUCUGCUAAAAACACAGAUUAAUUAGCUUUGUUACUUAGUGAAUUAACUGAAUGUAUUAAUUUUUUCCCCUGUAAAUAUGUGAGGGGGAGGGGAACAUGUACGGUUGUGGUCGGGGUUCUCUUUGCUAUGUCGUCAUUCUUUAGUUCACACAGGAGAAUUAAAUGCCAGCCAAGAUGAGCCCCCCCAACCACAUAUAUACACACACACACAGACACACACACAGCCCUCCAUCUUCCCCACACUGAGCUCAACAGCACAGUUCAAUUUUCUUUAUCCAAUUCCCUUUCACUUAUCAGGAGCCACCAGCCUAUCAGCAGAGGGAACCCUCACCCGGCUCCCCGCCCCUCCUCGUCCUCUCUGUCCAGACAUUGCUGUUGUGAGGAUGAAAUGUCUGUUUUAUUAAAAGUGCCAUUGAAGCACAACAGUGA
Molecule: messenger RNA, 2534 nt
Organism: Pungitius pungitius (ninespine stickleback)
Lineage: Eukaryota; Metazoa; Chordata; Actinopteri; Perciformes; Gasterosteidae
Gene: tmem240a
Product: transmembrane protein 240a
Exons: 4
Coding region: 827-1354 (175 amino acids)
Source: RefSeq, a predicted model, not a curated record